UUAAUGUUAACCAGGUGGCUAAUUGGAACGUGAGCGUGCGGCGCUGAACGUGCUCCCUUCAGCAGACCUCUUUUACCCUGGCCAGAUUACCCGUUGCUGGAUGUGCCACGUACCCUGAGGUGCACCGUGCGUUCGGCUUCCAGGAGAAGAGGUUCCAGCAAGUCACUGCACAGCACAUCGAUCGCACGAGAGGAGAGGAGAGGAGAGGAGAGCAGUGGAGCUGCUGUCUUGCCGAGGAUGGCAACCAUGGCCGGAAGCUACUGCUGCAGCUACUACCCGGCCACCGUCCGUUCGCUCCAGCGGCAGGCGGCGGGAAGGGGAGGGCGGGGACUCCGGCGGGCGAGCCUGCGUGCGGCGGCGGCGGAGCCGGUGAAGGCGGCCACGGACGCCGAGUUCUUCCAGCCCUCCGACACCAGGCCCAUCAUGCUCUUCGACGGCGUAUGCAACCUCUGCAACGGCGGCGUCCGGUUCGUGCGGGAGCACGACCCCGGCAGGAGCAUCAGGUACAUCCCCCUCCAGAGCGACUCCGGGAGGAAGCUCCUGCGCCGGUCCGGCAGAAGCCCCGACGACAUCUCCAGCGUUGUCCUCGUCGAGAAAGACAGGUCAUACAUCAAGUCUGAUGCCGUGCUGAGGAUAAUGGAGUACCUCAACCUGCCGUUCCCGCAGCUCGCCGCGCUCCUCAAAAUCGCCCCCCUGUUUGUGAGGGACUUCGCCUACGACAACGUCGCGGACAACCGGUACGUGGUUUUCGGCCGGUCAGAGACAGAAUCGUGCGAGAUACUCUGAAUUGCUGCCACAGAUAGCACCUCGGUGCUCUUGCUUAUAUUAUAGGUUGAAUAGAGAAUGGCCAUACAUUGAGAAGUUGUAGGCAUCACAGAUAUGAGAUGGCAUUAACCACCAUCAUUACAACCAGUCCAAUUUUAGCACUGCUACCCUGCUUCA
Hordeum vulgare subsp. vulgare (domesticated barley) is the source of this 942-nucleotide messenger RNA. RefSeq names its product DCC family protein At1g52590, chloroplastic. The coding region runs from base 238 to 786 and encodes 182 amino acids. The record is from RefSeq and is a predicted model, not a curated record. Lineage: Eukaryota; Viridiplantae; Streptophyta; Magnoliopsida; Poales; Poaceae. The transcript has 3 exons. Gene Ontology annotation, molecular function: protein-disulfide reductase activity.